GUUAACUGGUUUUAUAUCAUCUUUCAAUUUAUUCGUGUCCUCGUCAGUCUCCUCAGAGCGACAGAUCACGGAAGCCCUUCACUAAACCCUAACCCAGUCUGCGGUUCUACUGUUUCUGGGCUUCAACAUGAGUAAGCCAAUGGAGGAAGAUGCAAACGGUGGCAAGACUGAGGAAGAGGAGUUCAACACGGGGCCACUUUCUGUGCUGAUGAUGAGUGUUAAGAAUAACACCCAGGUGCUAAUAAACUGCAGAAACAACAGGAAGCUUCUUGGUCGUGUGAGGGCUUUUGAUCGUCACUGUAAUAUGGUUCUUGAAAAUGUUAGGGAGAUGUGGACUGAGGUGCCCAAAACUGGGAAAGGCAAAAAGAAAGCUCUUCCAGUCAACAAGGAUAGGUUCAUCAGCAAGAUGUUUCUCCGGGGAGAUUCUGUUAUCAUUGUGCUUAGGAAUCCAAAGUGAGACGUAACGGUGUCAAUAAUGUUUGGCGCUCGAAGGAAACAUGAACUACCCGCCUGCAUUUUGUGACCUUUAAUAGAAUUUCAUGAGAGAACAUUAACAAAUCUUGUCUGCCUGGUAUUGCUAAUUGUGUCGGAUAUUGGGUCAUUUUUACCAUCUGUUUUGGGAAGUUUGUUCUAGUGUGUUUUAUGUAUUAGGAUAUGUGGCUUUGUGCUAAUAUUUCAUAACUUCACCCUGUUUGGUGCUAGUUAAAGUAUUAAUGUGUAGCAAUUAUGACCUAGAUAUUCGUUUCUA
This is a messenger RNA of Tripterygium wilfordii, 748 nucleotides long. RefSeq names its product small nuclear ribonucleoprotein Sm D2-like. The record is from RefSeq and is a predicted model, not a curated record. Gene Ontology annotation, cellular component: catalytic step 2 spliceosome; U2 snRNP; U1 snRNP. The coding region runs from base 128 to 457 and encodes 109 amino acids. Gene Ontology annotation, biological process: RNA splicing; spliceosomal snRNP assembly. Gene Ontology annotation, molecular function: RNA binding. The transcript has 6 exons. Lineage: Eukaryota; Viridiplantae; Streptophyta; Magnoliopsida; Celastrales; Celastraceae.